Messenger RNA from Xenopus tropicalis (tropical clawed frog), 3344 nucleotides. RefSeq names its product intestinal mucin-like protein. The record is from RefSeq and is a predicted model, not a curated record. The transcript has 25 exons. Bases 1 to 3009 code for a protein of 1002 amino acids. NCBI's taxonomy places the organism in Eukaryota, Metazoa, Chordata, Amphibia, Anura, Pipidae.
AUGCCCAAGGCUGGAGACGAAAUAACUCAAGUUGUAUUCAAUGAACUCAAAUGCUAUAAAGUUGUUUGUCUUGAGGACUGUAAAGUACAUAUUGCAAACUGUGAAACUCCAACAACACCUUCAGUGACAUCAUCUGUUACAGUUCCUUCAGGAUGCCAGCUAAAUCCACCACGUGAGUACAAUGAAACCUGGAACAUGCCUGACUGCUUGGAAGCCCAAUGUCUAGGAGAUAACAAUAUUAAGAUUUCCAAAAAAAUAUGCCCUCCUCUACAAAAAAUAACUUGUGCCAAUAAAAAGCUACCCAUACUUGUAAAUGAUGAUGAUGUGGGUUGUUGUAAGCACUAUGAGUGCCAAUGUGUAUGCUCCGUCUAUGGGGACCCCCACUAUGAAACUUUUGAUGGAACUCUUUAUGAUUACCAAGGCCCAUGUACCUAUGUCUUAGUGGAAGAGAUUAAGAAGAGAAAUGCUAACUUUACAAUUUACGUUUCCAAUGAUAACUGUGGAACCAAGGCAUCAUGUCCGCGUAGAAUCAUCAUCAACUUUGAAGAUCAAAGUGUUGAAAUGAAGCUCGAAACAACACUGCAAUUACAGAAGAGCAUAACGGCUCUUGUGAAUGGACAGCCAGUCGCCAUACCCUAUAUCCAUAAUGAAUUUGUUAUUAACAAUAAAGGCCAGUACAAAGAGCUGUAUAUAAAGCAACUGAAUGCCUCUAUAAUGUUUAGUGCAAAUGAAGAGAUUUUUGUGACACUGCCAUAUAAACUUUUUGCCAAUAAUACAAGAGGACAGUGUGGUACUUGCACAAACAACAAACAAGAUGACUGCAUGCUGCCUGAUGGAACAGUUAUAAAAGACUGCGUACGCAUGGCCGACUCAUGGGCUGUUACAGACACAAGCAAGCCUGGAUGUAUAGUCAAUAAACCUACAACUGCUCCCAAACUUACCACAAUCCCAACAAAACGACCCACAACCAAACCUAUCUGCACUUCACCAUUGUGCAAUCUUCUCAAUAGCACGUUGUUCCAGGCCUGUCACAGCAAAAUAGAUCCUUCUGAAUUUAUCAAAGCGUGCACCUAUGACAACUGCUUUUCGGACAAUCCUUUAGUGAAAUGCUCCUCCCUCCAGCGUUACUCUCGCUUGUGCUCCGAGAAGGGCAUCUGCAUUGACUGGAGAAAAAAUGCUUCAGAAUGCAGUUUGAACUGUUCUUCAGACAAAGUCUAUAAGGCAUGUGGUCCAGCUGCACAGCAAACCUGUCAAUCAAUUACAGUAGAUGUACCACUCAGUUCCAUUCAGACGGUAGAAGGAUGCUUUUGCCCUGAGGGUACCACGCUCUUCAGUUUGGCUCGAGAUAUCUGUGUAACCAAUUGCGGAUGUGUUGGGCCAGACAAGAUACCCCGCACGUUUGGGGAAGAAUUUGUGUUCGACUGCCGGAACUGCAUCUGCUUGGAAGGUGGCGCUGGAAUCUCUUGUGGGCCGUACAAGUGUCCAGAAGUGGAAACGAAUUGUACUGAAAAAGGUUUCUACCCCAUGACUCAAGUUAGCGCUACAGACAGAUGCUGCAAUGAGACCGUGUGCAGGUGCGAUCCCAGCCUGUGUCCUGUCAGUUCCCUCAGUUGUGACCCUGGUUUCCAGCUAAAUGCCACUUAUACUGAUGGACAAUGCUGCCCCACAUAUACCUGUGUUCGAAAGAAUGUCUGCAUUUAUAAUAAUGUGGAAUACAAGUAUGGAGACAUAUUUGGGUUGGACUGCCAGGACUGUGUGUGUAGGGAAGGAGACUUUGAAAUCACCUGUUCCCCCCACGAGUGCCCACUAGUGGAAUUUACCUGCGAUGAAGAAGGUUUCUACCCGGUGACUUACAUUAGCUCUGAAGACACAUGCUGCAAUAAGACUGAGUGCAGGUGUAAUCCCAGCCUGUGUUCUAGCAUUUCCCUCCAAUGUGACCCAGGUUUCCAAGUUAAUGCCACUUUUACUGAAGGACACUGCUGCCCUGAUUAUACCUGUGUUCAAAAGAAUGUCUGCAUUUAUAAUAAUGUGGAAUACAAGUAUGGAGACAUAUUUGGGUUGGACUGCCAGGACUGUGUGUGUAGGGAAGGAGACUUUGAAGUCACCUGUUCUCCCCACGAGUGCCCACAAGAGGAAUUUACCUGCGAUGAAGAAGGUUUCUACCCGGUGACUUACAUUAGCUCUGAAGACACAUGCUGCAAUAAGAUUGAGUGCAGGUGUAAUCCCAGCCUGUGUUCUAGCAUUUCCCUCCAAUGUGACCCAGGUUUCCAACUAAAUGCCACUUUUACUGAAGGACACUGCUGCCCAGAUUAUUCCUGUGUUCCAAAGAAUGUCUGCAUUUAUAAUAAUGCUGAAUAUUUGCCGGAAGCUCUGUUCUAUGAAAGCUGUACUGUUUGUGAGUGCCUGUCCUCCUCACUAGAAGUGAUAUGCAACCCUGUGGCGUGUAUGGCUCAGUGUGACCCUGGAUUUGAACCUCAGUACAAUUCAAGCAGCUGCUGCCCAGAGUGUAUUCAGACACAGUGCGUUGUGAAUGUCGGCGGUUCUACCUUGUUAAUACAACCAGGAGAGGCUAUUACCAGAGACUGCAGGACAUACAGUUGCUCAGGAGCAGAGUUUGAGAUCCAUGAACUAGAUGUAACGUGCCCACCAUUUAAUGAAGACAAAUGCAAACCUGAAAAUAUCCAAUUGUCACAAGAUGGCUGCUGUAAAACAUGUAAUAAAAAGAAUGGAUGUGAGUUAAAAACUUAUCUGCAAAAUGUGACUUAUGAGAGCUGCGAAGCACAGGUCAUCAUGACUCGCUGUGAAGGAUUAUGUGAAACCUAUUCAAUGUACUCAUCUGCAACAAAUGAAAUAUCACACACGUGCAACUGCUGUCGGGACACAGAGACAAGUAGCAAAAGUACAAUGCUGCUGUGUCAGGAUGGGAACCAAAUCAGCUACACAUACACCAGCAUAGACCAGUGUGGAUGUAUGGGCACCACGUGUGGCCUGCCAAAAAGCCAACCCUGAGCUCUAGGAUACGCUUUCGCUGGGAAGAGUGAUUAAUGUAUUACUGGGCACUUAAUUGGCUCACAGAUAUGUGUUUUUAUGUUUGGUGCCUAAAAAUAUUUAUUAAAUUCCUGGCCUGUGCUUUACACUGCAAUGUAUCCUUUCAUCUUGCCCCGUUUAGAUGAAGCUUUUCUACAAACUUAUGAAAAACACGGUCCUGUGGGGCAGUUCUGCUCAGAUCAGUAGAUUAGAAAAAACUGAAUGUGCUUUUAUUGUUUAAAUGAAAACCAGUACAAUAUUUGGUUUUUAUUCUAAAUGUAUGCUUUAAAAUAAAUCUCUUUUCCUGUAUUGCAACA